CGGGCGACACAGGCUGAGUUGGCCACAGCGUCCUCCGGCAGUGCGCGCCGCUGUCCUCGGGGACCUGCGCGGGGUGGGGGCGGGGAAGGCGGCGGGAGAGCGCGGCGGGCGGGAAGGGGCGGAGAGCGCGCUCCUGCGGAGGCGGCUGUGCUCAUCCCGGCGGCCAAGCGCUCCAGUGCUCGCCGGGCUUCGCAGAUGGCUUGCCCCGCUCUCGGUCUGGAAGCCCUUCAGCCCCUGCAGCCCGAACCACCUCCGGAGCCUGCCUUUACUGAGGCACAAAAGUGGAUCGAGCAAGUCACUGGCAGAAGUUUUGGUGAUAAAGACUUCCGGACAGGCCUAGAAAAUGGGAUCCUUCUUUGUGAGUUGCUGAAUGCUAUAAAGCCAGGACUUGUAAAAAAGAUCAAUAGAUUGCCAACCCCCAUUGCAGGAUUGGACAACACCAUCUUAUUCUUGAGAGGCUGUAAAGAGCUUGGCCUUAAAGAAUCUCAACUCUUUGACCCAAGUGACCUCCAGGAUACGUCCAGCAGGGUCACUGUCAAGAACCUUGAUUAUAGCCGGAAGCUGAAAAACGUGUUAGUGACCAUUUAUUGGCUGGGGAAAGCUGCAAACAGCUGUGCGUCCUACAGUGGAAGCACGCUGAACCUGAAGGAGUUUGAAGGACUGUGGACUCAGAUGCGAAAGGAGACUGAUGACAUUGAGAGCCCUAAACGCAGUAUCCGAGACAGCGGCUACAUUGACUGCUGGGAUUCGGAGCGCAGCGAUUCCCUCUCUCCUCCUCGCCACGGCCGAGAUGACUCCUUCGACAGCCUGGAUUCUUUUGGCUCCCGCUCCCGGCAGACACCUUCACCAGAUGUAGUUCUCAGGGGAAGCAGUGAUGGAAGAGGAAGCGACUCGGAAUCCGACUUGCCACACCGGAAGUUGCCGGAUGUGAAGAAAGAUGAUAUGUCUGCACGGCGGACUUCCCAUGGUGAGCCGAAGUCUGCAGUGCCUUUUAACCAGUACCUCCCGAACAAAAGCAACCAGACGGCCUACGUCCCCACGCCUCUGAGGAAGAAGAAGGCUGAGCGGGAGGAAUACAGGAAAAGCUGGAGCACGGCCACCUCCCCCCUGGGCGGGGAAAGGCCCUUCAGUUAUCCUGAAACGAUAGAGGAGGAGGGGAGUGAAACAGGGUCCCCUGGUGAAGACAACCCCAGCAGCCCUCACCCUGGGUUAGAACCUCCGCCCUGCACUGGUCAUGGGGAUGAGGCUGCCGUGCCGGCUGCCAUUCCUGAAGACAGAGACGCUGUGGAGAGCCAAAAGCGCAGAAGACUAGAGCAAGCUGGGAUCAAGGUCAUGCCUGCCGCCCAGCGCUUUGCCAGUCAAAAGCAAUUGAGUGAUGAGAAAGAAGCUACUCGGGAUAUCAUCCUUCGGAAGGAAAACCCUUUCCUGACCCAACACAGCAAAGACUCAGAGUCAGAAGACGAAGCUGCCUGUCGACUGCCUGACCUUGAGAAAGAUGACUUUGCUGCAAGGAGGGCAAGGAUGAACCAAAGCAAGCCGGUAGUGCCACUUAACCAGCUCCUGUAUGGACCUUACCAGAAAAAAGAUGUAGAGAAGAUGGGUGGCAGCAAACAGCUCUCAUGGGGACCGUCAGACAAGAAAAAUGUAGAAUAUAAAAGAGACCAGGACCAAGCAGAAGAGGUAAACACAAUGGUGACCUGUGUCACGAGAAUUCAGGAGAGUGAUUCAGUGGAAACGAAUCUCAGGAAGGCACCAGAUCUUCAGAAGGACGACCUGGCCCAGAGAAGAAUCCAGGGCAGACAUACCCCUCACCGUGAGGCUCCAAGCUUCAUCAAACUCUCCAGUAUUACAGAAGCUGACCUGGAGACGUGGGAGAGAUUGAAAGUAUCAGGAAAGAUGAGGGAUGGAGAUGCUCAGAACGCCUGUGUCCCUGAGCCCUCACCAGAAAUCAGCGCAGAGACUGCCAUCCGAGAUGACUUUGCUAGCCGUAAAGCAAGAGCCUAUAAGAAAGAAGCCAGCCCCAGGCAAAAGUUUGUGCACUUUGGGCCGGUGACAGAGAUAGACCAACAAACAUGGAAGAGACUCAGCAUUGGCAAGACGGGACCUAGGGACGAUGCAAAGGUUGUCAGUCACAGCAGCCAAAGCCAGACUCCCUCUGUGUCACCUCCCUCUACUGCUCCUUUUGACUUAAAGGAAGACCAAAUGCUUAGUCCACAGAAUGACUGCAGGAUAGUGCAUUAUGGCACAGAGGACUGCCUCAGAAAGGUCCCAUGGCUGGCGCCCGUGCUGGAGUCUCAGGAAGAGCAGGUCUGCAUUCACAGCAACAAUCCAGAGACAGAGGAAGUUACACCCACACAGCUGCCACAGGAUAGCAGAGAACAAAAUGAAGAAGUUAUUUCUAAAGAGCCUGAGAUGCUGCCAGGAGUGGAAAGACCAGAGGGAUGCGGUGGACCCCUAUACGGUUCGAGAACUCCUGUGUCAGAUGGCGCAGAGAGCACGAGUAUGUUUGACAUGCGGUGUGAGGAGGAGGCAGCGGUGCUGCCGCACAGCAGGGCCCGCCAGGAGCAGCUGCAGCUGAUAAAUAACCAGUUGAGGGAAGAGGACGACAAAUGGCAAGAUGACCUGGCUCGUUGGAAGAGCCGUAGAAGAAGUGCUUCUCAGGACUUAAUCAAGAAAGAGGAAGAAAGGAAAAAGAUGGAGAAGCUGAUGUCUGGAGAAGACGGAACAAGUGAACGAAGGAAAAGCAUCAAAACUUACAGAGAGAUUGUUCAAGAAAAAGAGCGGAGAGAGAGGGAGCUGCACGAGGCAUAUAAGAAUGCACGGUCGCAGGAAGAGGCAGAGGGGAUCCUCCAACAGUACAUUGAGAGGUUCACCAUCAGUGAGGCCGUGCUCGAACGCUUGGAGAUGCCAAAAAUUCUGGAAAGAAGCCAUUCAACAGAGCCAAACUUAUCCUCCUUCCCGAAUGACCCCAGCCCCAUGAGAUACUUACGGCAGCAGUCACUGCCGCCACCCAAGUUCACUGCCACAGUUGAAACCACCAUUGCUCGCACCAGUGUUCCAGGGACCAGCACGGCAGGCGGCAGUGAGUCUCCAAGCAAACUCAUCACUCCCAAUGCAGUGCCUAUGCUGACACCCAAGCCUUACUCCCAGCCCAAAAGUUCUCAAGAGGUUCUGAAGACUUUUAAGGUGGAUGGGAAAAUCAGCAUGAAUGGAGAAAUGGCCCAUGGAGAUGAGGGAGAAAAGGAAAAGGAAGGGCCCACGGUGGCCCCUGGCCCUUCCUUAGCCACGUCCCAGAUGUUUGAAGGUGCAGUCACAGUACAUGGCUCUCCUGUGCAAGUGAAGCGAGGCAGCAGCGGCAUUGAGAUCAACAUCCAGAAGCCAAACUCUGCUGCCCAGGAACUGACAGCAGCCUCUGAUGAAACUGAGUCAAAUGGCCAAGAGGAUGACAACAGUGACGGGAAGUCAGGGACACAGGACGUGGAGUUGGCCUCGGCAGAGCCACAGCAUUUUACAACAACUGUGACUCGAUGCAGCCCGACCGUGGCCUUGAUGGAGUUUUCCUCCAGCCCACAGCUGAAGGAUGAGGUGCCAGAAGAGCGAGACCAGAAGAAGCCCGAAAAUGAGAUGAGCGGGAAGGUAGAGUUAGUGCUGUCCCAGAAGGUGGUAAAACCAAAAUCCCCAGAACCAGAAGCAACCUUGACGUUUCCAUUUCUGGACAAAAUGCCUGAAACCAACCAACUGCAUUUGCCAAACCUCAACUCACAAGCGGAUUCUUCAAGCAGUGAGAAGUCCCCUGUCACUACACCUUUUAAGUUCUGGGCAUGGGACCCGGAAGAGGAACGCAGGCGACAGGAGAAAUGGCAGCAGGAGCAAGAGCGUCUGCUCCAGGAGAGGUACCAGAAGGCACAAGAUAAGUUGAAGGAAGAGUGGGAAAAGGCGCAGAAGGAGGUAGAAGAAGAAGAACGCAGGUACUACGAGGAGGAGCGUAAGAUAAUUGAAGACACUGUGGUCCCAUUCACCCUUUCCUCGAGUUCUGCAGAUCAGCUGUCCUCUUCCUCGUCUAUAACUGAAGGCAGUGGGACCACGAAUAAGAUGGACUUGGAAAACUGUCAAGACAAGGAAAAAGAGGGAAGACAGAAGAUACCUUUCCAGGAGAGCGACAGUGACUCAUUGCUCAAGGCCAGAGAAAGUGGUCCACCAGAAGAGGAUAGCAUUAACAGCCUAAGUCAAGGGCCCUCGACUCACUCUGAAGACUCCAUGUCAAAAGGAAUCCAUCCUGACCAGCAUCCAGAGGCAGAGUGUGGGGCCCCGUGCUGUGAUUCAAGCCCACAGCUAACUCAGGAGCCACCUCAGAACCAACAGGUGUCAAACCCAUCGGCAUACACAUCGGAAGAUGUGAAGCCCAAAACCCUGCCCCUGGAUAAAAACGUUAAUCAUCAGAUGGAGUCUCCAGGUGAAAGGCGAAAGAAGAGCCCUCAAGAGAACUUCUGGGCUGGGCCCCUGUCCCCCUGUUCUCCUACCCCUCCUGGCCAGUCACCAAACAGGUAUAAGAGGUCUAUUAGCGGGAAGAAGCUGUGCUCCUCCUGCGGGCUUGCUUUGGGUAAAGGAGCUGCAAUGAUCAUCGAGACCCUAAAUCUCUACUUUCACAUCCAGUGUUUCAGGUGUGGCAUUUGUAAAGGACAGCUUGGAGACACAGUGAGUGGCACGGACGUUAGGAUUCGCAACGGUCUGCUAAACUGUACUGACUGCUACAUGCGAUCCAGAAGUGCUGGCCAACCUACAACACUGUGAUGUGGUUGGGAGUUUCUGGACCACUGAGCAUUUCUUUAUGAAGGGUGUCCCUUGGCAAUUGCUUAAUUAAACCCCAAGUUCAGGGGCUUCCCAGCAUUCAUCUAGUUUCUGGAAGACUCUUCUACAAGGUGGUAUCUGCUCUUUUGUAUUGUAGCACAAUGUUUGUGCUUUUUCUGGUUGGGGGCUGAUUUUUUUCUGCAUUUGCACAGUAUAUACAAAAGAAUAUUGCAUUGUAAUGAUCCUGAACAGUUAACAACAACAACAAAAAAACAGUUUUAGCAUGGGCAGAGGGGCUUAUGUUUGAAAAGGUGUUAUUCAAAUUCUUUGGGAAAUAGCAAAAGGGUGCAAUAAGCCUGUUGUGUUUUAGUAUUUCUAGAAAUUAAACAUGUUAUGUUUACAGAAUUGAGCUGCAGGAAGUGUAAGACAAGCCAACUUAAGACAGGAGCAUAAGCUGAAUGCAUUUCAAAAAAGCUAGACACCCCAGAGAGCCCUGCCUCUGAGCUCUAACUUGUUGUUUAAAUGCAAAGAUGCUAGUCUGAUAAUACAUACUGUACUCCUGCAACAUUUGUGUUACUUACCUUUGGGGAGGCAGAUCCUACCAAUAAAUUAUCACACUAUUAGUAUUAGAUUUUGUGUACCCUGGAAGUCAUGACAUUAAUAUAGGCUGGGCCAUCAAAUGAAGAGAGCCCUUGCGAUAUCGCUAGACUUCCAGUCUGUGACAUUGUGCAAGGGUAGGAAGAAGCAGGAAGGAAACAGACUAGCCAUUGUCUUCAGACUUACUAUAAAAUCUGUGGGAAAGUGUCGUCUACCCGGAUGGUGUGCCUUGAAGCUUGGGCCACCAGUUUCCCCAAGCGCUGCGUUGAGGGGCUUGAUGUGAGGAUGUAGGCAUUAGACGUCAUGGGCAGUCUGUUUUGAGGGAUGAGCACAUCUCAUCUUGGCCUGCAAGUUUCCCUUGGGAGGCUGAAGCCCGGGUAUCCAAAGAGAAGCAUUAAAGUCCAUCCUAACAGAGCCCGGAGGGCACAGUCUGUAAGUGGCAGCAACACAGAGCCGACCAUGCCCUGCCCACCCCAGGGACCUGUGUGCACCUCCACCCUCUCCCCACAUGGCCUUCUUGACUCUCAAGAACUCUGGACCUGACCCUGCGGAGCUCAGAAAGGAAUGCCUGCGGAGAUCUGGCUUAGUCUCUGCCCCCUGUGAUGAGUUUCAGCUGGACACAACAGGAACGAACCGCUAAACCAGCAUGACUCAGCUCUCCAGGCGGUUUCCCUUAAGACUGGGGAGAGGGGGACUAUUUAUUCUGCCUUAAAAGGAUGGCAACUAAGUAAAGAUGACGUUAGGUGAAUGUAGACAAUGGAUACACUCCUAGUAGGCUAAUGUAGCAUAGAGAGAGAGCAAGUAGAUAUUUUUCUGUUAUGUAAGCAAUAAUUUUUUUCUGUGUCUUACGGAGUAUGGCUAGCAAUUAUUUAUUUCCAUGCUAGACAGUUCUUUGCAUGUGGGUUCUUUAUAGGUGCAGGCAUCUCCUGGCCACUGGAGGCAUAUUGACCACUCUGUCAUUUGGACGAGCUGUUAUUGGAUUGAAAUUCACACAUCAUUUCAUUAAAAAUUGUGCCUUAGAAAAUGCAAAGCUGUUGCACAUAGUGAUGAAUGGCAGACUCAGAACACCGAAGGGAAAUGAAUCUCUUCCCAGUUCUCAUGAUUUCUCUCAGAGGUGUUUGCUGCUCUACAAGAAAAUAAAUAAAAGAUUUUAAAAGACAAAUAAAAAGGAAAAAAAUUUUAAAAAAAGUUUUGAAAAUGUACAGAUCAAGUCCAAUAUUUUGAUGAAGCACCUGCAUGUUUUAUUAACUAUUUUAAUAAUGUGGAUGUUUACACUUUGCAUGAUAUUAACAGAAUACAAGAGACGAUGCACAAAACAUGUACAAUAUGGUCAUUCAUAAGCGACUUUUAUAGAAUACUUUUUACAUGUGCGAGGCCAUCCAUUAUGUCAGGAGCGUGUGAGUAUUGCACAUUCUUCUGGUUUCACAAAGCCAUUUAUACAUAUUUCUUAGAGAGACUCAUUGUACAUGUAGUGAAACGAGACUAGAGGCAAGAGGAAUAAGCCCCAUUCCCAAGUGUGGGGCGUGCGUUCCUGUAAUGAACACUAGUCACCAGCCUGGAAUAAUCUCCAACAUUUUCUAAAUUCUAAUUGCCAACUGUUUCUAUUUCUAUUUGAUUUAUAUUUCAUUUAGAGCCCGCUACAUGGCAGCUUCGGCAGACUAGAUCUUGUUUUCCAGUGCAGCAUAAAAGACUAUGAUCUAUUUCUCUUCAAAUAAUCUUUGAGAUCCCAGGAAAAAAAAAACCACUCUGUUGUGUGGAGCUAUAAUGUAAAUGUGUUUGUUUAAAAACAAGACAAGGCAAGUGAGUGAUUUAUUGUUCCUGGGGGAUUGCAGCUGAUUCUCCCCCUCAGACUCCAAAUGCUUCCUUCCCAAGGACAAAAAUGGGUGUCUCUGUUUCUCACUAGCAAACUUCCAUGACAUCUGUCCUUCUGUGUAGUGUCAUUAACACCCAUACAUAUUCUAGUUACCUGAAAAUGGUGUAAGAUUCAGCGAGCUGAAAUGCUCCAACUUUCAAUGUGAGUUCAUCCAAGAGAUGUUCCUGAUCUGGGCAGGCGACAUUCUGUGUCAAUUACACUAACUGUCAUUUACAAUAUUUAUUCUAUAAUGCCUCUGAGAAAUAGUUUAAAAGAUUAAAAUGAAAAGUUGUCUAAAAUGCAACAGCUUUUAUAGUAAAUGUACAUUUAUAAAUAAAAUACUCAAAUCCA
This is a messenger RNA of Mesocricetus auratus (golden hamster), 7588 nucleotides long. RefSeq names its product LIM and calponin homology domains 1 (gene Limch1). The record is from RefSeq and is a predicted model, not a curated record. Bases 196 to 4791 code for a protein of 1531 amino acids. Gene Ontology annotation, biological process: regulation of focal adhesion assembly; positive regulation of stress fiber assembly; actomyosin structure organization. Gene Ontology annotation, molecular function: myosin II head/neck binding; actin binding. Gene Ontology annotation, cellular component: stress fiber. The transcript has 33 exons. NCBI's taxonomy places the organism in Eukaryota, Metazoa, Chordata, Mammalia, Rodentia, Cricetidae.